GUUCUAACUUGUUUAUCAUCAAUCUUGCAGUGUAAAAACAUGACACCAUACGAGGAAGAUAAGUUGAAAAGAGUGGCAGAAAAUCAAAAAAGGAUUGAGGCUCUAAAGAUUCCAAUUAUCUCUCAAGAACUUGCAAAAUCCCAUUCUGCCACUUCAAAACGUUCAACAAAAAAGAUUGGAGGCUCUAAAUAUUCCAAUUCUGUCUCAAGAUAUAUGUUCUUAUUUUUCUGUCAUUUGAUAAUUUGAUAAUGGAAUUCUUUCUUUAGGUUGUGAAGGGAAAAUCAAAGUUUGUACAACCUGGAGCUCUUGAGGCAGCCAAUAAGAAGCGCCUCCGUUCACAAGCUUUACCACAUGCAGCUUCACAACCUACACAUGUGACACCUUCACCUCAUGAUCAUGUUACAGAUCCACCACCCACACAUGAGACACCUCCAUCGCCUACACAUGUGACACCUUCACCUACACAUGUGACACCGACACAUGAUAUGCCGUACCCUGGCUCUGAAGAUGAUGAUGUAGAUGAUUAUGUAGAUGAUGUUGUAGAUGAUGAUCCAGAUGAUGAUCUACAUGAUGAUGUAGAUGAAGAGCUAAACAUUACUGAUAAAAAGAAACCAAGAUACUGGGAGGUUGAUGUUAUAAAUGCGGCGGGUCAGAUUUCAAGGAGACGUUUAACAGUGGCAGAUGUGCUUGAAGAAUCUCCAAAUGGAACCAGGAUAAUGACUCGAUGGAAUGAUGUUCCUCAACCGGUGGGGCAAUCUGCUAAAUUGUUAGCAAAUUAUUUGGGCCAAUUGGCAAGGCAAUUUAAAGAUUUUCCGAUAAUGGUUGAAAGAUGGGAUGCUGCAAUUUUAAAGAAAAAGAAAACUGAGUUUUAUAAUAGCAAAGUAAAGUCAAAGUUUGUUGUUGAUGAUGAUGGAGACCAUAAAAAAUAUGUUAUGUCUAGCCUUGGAAAGAAAUGGAAGGAUGGAAAGUCUCGAUUGUUUAAUAAACAUUACAAAUGGGAACUCACAUUAGAGGAGAAUCUCAAAAAUCGCCCAAGUUUUAUUCACCCAGAUCACUGGGCUGUUUUUGUGAAUUUUAGGAGGAAGGCUGAACAAGUGGCGAUUGCACAAAAAAAUGCAAGAAAUCGAAAAAAGCAAAAAACUCCUCAUACCCUAGGAACUGACUCGCUUGCGAUCAGAAAAGAUGAGUUGGAAUUGAGAUAUGGUCGAGAAUAUAGCAGGGGAGAUAUGUAUGUUGUUUCGCAUAAAGAUGCCAAGGGAAAAUUUGUCAAUGAAUAUGCAAGUCAAAAAGCUGAACUAUUGCAAGUUGAAAUGCAAAACACUUAAUGUGAGAAUGAAGCAUUUUUCAAAGUGUUUGGAAAGGAACAUGCUGGAUAUGUCCGUUCUAUGGGGCUUGGGAUAACACCAUCUCGAAUCUCUAGUCGCUCUACUAGAUUAGCCUCAUCUUCCAUCGAUGCUAAUGAGAAAAUGUUGAAAAUGCAAGCUGAGAUUGAUUCUCUUAAGGAGAAGGCUUCACAAGUUGAUUUCUUGAACGCGCAAGUUGCUUUUUUAAUGCAAAUGCAAGCGCAAAAUUCUAGAGACAAAGAGCCAACAAACUUAGAAACAAGAGAUGGUAGACAUUCAUCUGAGUCUAGCCACCGCCUUCAGGAUCAUUGAAGCAACAUCACUAGGGAACUUCUAAUUUUGCUACAGCUGUUUUGAAUGUUCAAUCACUAGUGUUUCAUUUUUUGAAUGUUUAAA
Molecule: messenger RNA, 1739 nt
Organism: Medicago truncatula (barrel medic)
Lineage: Eukaryota; Viridiplantae; Streptophyta; Magnoliopsida; Fabales; Fabaceae
Exons: 7
Coding region: 486-1325 (279 amino acids)
Source: RefSeq, a predicted model, not a curated record